AGGAAAAUAACUGGACAGAACAAAUAUUGAAAGAUAUAUUAGAAAUUUAUAAAACAAAACAUUAGGGACAAUUUUCAGUAAAUUCCAGGCUUUCUCCCCUGUGUAGAAUUUUUCCUGUGACUGUCUGAGAUAAUUUUCCGCUCUUUGAAGCAAGACAUGGAAGCAGCUUUAGUAGGGUUACAUGUGCAUUCUUCACUCAUUUACAUGGAAUGGGAGAAAUCUUGGUGAAAGUGCAAGAUUUACCUGAGAGGCAUUUCAGCUUUAACACUUCUCCCCUGAUAUCAUGUGGGUUGUGUUCAUGGUAUAAUGGUCAAUUUCUGCACAGGUAACUAAGGACUCAGUGCUAGAUUACAUGCAGGCUGCCUCAUCUGAUCUGAAGUCUUGCUGGUUUUGUGUCUCUAAAAUCCCUGUUUUGUUGUAUGGGAGUAACUAGGUUUUGCUUCACUUCCAAAGUUACUCUGCAUGAUUGACCAUGAAUGCUAGUGGCCCAGGAUAUCCAUUAGCCUCUCUCUAUGUGGGAGAUUUGCAUCCAGAUGUGACUGAAGCCAUGUUGUAUGAGAAAUUUUCACCUGCUGGACCAAUUAUGUCCAUCAGAGUUUGUCGAGAUGUCGCCACACGCCGAUCCCUGGGUUAUGCAUAUAUAAAUUUUCAGCAGCCUGCUGAUGCUGAGCGGGCCUUGGAUACUAUGAAUUUUGAAGUGAUCAAAGGUCGUCCUAUUCGCAUCAUGUGGUCUCAGCGAGACCCAGGGCUCAGGAAAUCGGGUAUUGGGAACAUCUUCAUCAAGAAUCUAGAUGAUUCCAUUGAUAACAAAGCCCUGUAUGAUACAUUUUCAGCUUUUGGGAAUAUCCUUUCAUGCAAGGUUGUUUGUGAUGAGAAUGGAUCCCGGGGUUAUGGCUUUGUUCAUUUCGAGACCCAUGAGGCUGCAAGCAGAGCAAUUGACACAAUGAAUGGGAUGCUUCUCAAUGACCGUAAGGUCUUUGUGGGCCACUUUAAAUCUAGGAGAGAGAGGGAAGCGGAAUAUGGAGCCAAAGCAAUGGAAUUCACCAAUGUUUACAUUAAAAACUUUGGAGAUGACAUGAAUGAUGAGAGGCUGAAAGAAAUAUUCUCAAAAUUUGGAAAGACUCUGAGUGUCAAGGUCAUGCUGGAUAAUGCAGGCCGCUCGAAAGGGUUUGGGUUUGUCAAUUUUGAGAAACAUGAAGAUGCUCAGAAGGCUGUGGAAGACAUGAAUGGGAAGGAGAUCAAUGGGCAAGUGCUGUAUGUUGGCAGGGCUCAGAAGAGGAUAGAACGCCAGAGUGAGCUGAAACGUAAAUUUGAGCAAAUCAAACAAGAAAGAGUGAGCCGAUACCAGGGAGUCAACCUGUAUGUAAAGAACCUGGAUGAUGGGAUUGAUGAUGAACGGCUGAGGAAAGAAUUCUCUCCAUAUGGAGCCAUCACUAGUGCCAAGGUGAUGACGGAGGGUGGACACAGCAAGGGUUUUGGGUUUGUAUGUUUUUCCUCCCCAGAAGAGGCGACAAAGGCUGUGACUGAAAUGAAUGGAAGGAUAGUCAGUACCAAGCCUUUGUACGUUGCCUUGGCCCAGCGGAAGGAGGAGCGGAAAGCCAUUCUCACCAACCAGUACAUGCAGAGGCUGGCUAGCUUGAGGGCCUUGCCUGGCCCCCUCCUUUGCCCCUUCCAGCCUCCAGCAGGCUACUUCAUGCCCUCCAUGCCCCAGCAUCAAACCAGAACAACUUUCUACAGUCCUAGCCCUGUUGCCUCUGUCCGCCCGGCUCCCCGUUGGAAUGCACAGCCUUCCAGGCCUCCAUCAUCCUACCACUCAACCACUCCAAUCCUGAGGUCUAGUGCGCCUCCUCGACGCCUGCUGUCCAACAUCAGCACUAUGAGGCAAGCAUCCACUCAAGCUCCCAGGGUGCCACCCAAUGCCCAGAGAGUGGCCAACAUAGGGACCCAGACAGUCAGUGUUCGGGCACCCUCAUCACCAACCUUCUCCCGUGGUAUCUCACAGUACAAAUACUCCUCAGCAGUAAGGAAUGUCCAGCCCUUGACCUCAGUAACACCAAUGCCAAUGCAGCAGGUUAUUGAACCUGUUGUUCACAUCCAUGGUCAGGAGCCACUGACGGCCUCCAUGUUGGCAGCAGCCUCUCCUCAGGAGCAGAAACAAAUGCUUGGUGAGCAUCUCUACCCUCUCAUUCAUGCGAUGCACCCCUCUCUGGCUGGGAAGAUUACAGGCAUGCUGCUGGAGAUAGAUAAUUCUGAGCUGUUGCUUAUGCUGGAGUCAUCAGAAUCCCUCCAUUCUAAGAUCGAGGAAGCAGUUGCUGUACUGCAAGCACAUCAGAUCUCUGAGGUAACCCGUAAGAGUGGCUCGGCAGCAUACCUGCAGUGACCAAGGUGGCAUGGAAGACUUGGACAAGAAAAUGGACAACCCUGCUGAGGAUAGACACACAUCAAGGCAGAAGUGCUUCAUCCGUAAUGCUGUAAAAGUAUUUGUUUUGCUUUUGCGUAUGUGUAUAAACUGGUUCUUUGUGCAAGAGUCUAGGUAUUUAAAUUACAUUUUCUUUUGUGCACUUAAGAUCCAUCGCGAUUUUCUUUCCCACUAAUAUUGUACUUAUGUUUCAAAUAUAUGCAGGUAUGAUAGUCAUGAGAGUGCUCUUCCAGCAACUCUAGCAGGUGGGAACGUUUAUUGACAAUGUAAUAGGAAAAUGAUGUGAAACAGAAUGAUUCCAUUGUUUUGAUUUUUCAAAUGUUAAUUUCUCAGUGCUGGUCAUUUUUAGUAGCCUUAAUCAUAAACCAGUACUGGGACCUGUAACACUAAUUUAUUUGUUCCUGCUGUUGGCAUGAUAUAGUGCUGAAAUGUCACUUAAUCAUUGCUUAUGUCCUUUCCUAGAUAUGUUUGUUCACUGUAUAGAUGGCAUUAACCACUACACUUCUGGAUUCAGGAGUAUACCCAAAACUUUUCAGGCAUGGAAUGAACCAAGGUGAUCUGUUAUUCACUUUCAAUAAAGCCAGUUGGCACAUAUGACACUUGCAAAAAGGCUUUUAUACUGCAUGAUAGAAGGAACUCU
Molecule: messenger RNA, 3059 nt
Organism: Varanus komodoensis (Komodo dragon)
Lineage: Eukaryota; Metazoa; Chordata; Lepidosauria; Squamata; Varanidae
Gene: PABPC1L
Product: poly(A) binding protein cytoplasmic 1 like
Exons: 15
Coding region: 473-2380 (635 amino acids)
Cellular component (GO): ribonucleoprotein complex
Molecular function (GO): RNA binding
Source: RefSeq, a predicted model, not a curated record